AGUGCGCAGGCGCGGCCGACGGGUUUCCCGGGCUACAGUAGGCGCUGCUGCCUGCUUGUCUGCUGCCGGCUAGUCAGCCACUCUGCGCCAUGGCGGGCUGCGCGGCGCGGGUUCCGCCGGGCUCUGAGGCACGCCUCAGCCUCGCCACCUUCCUGCUGGGCGCCUCUGUGCUCGCACUGCCUUUGCUCACGCGCGCCGGCCUGCAGGGCCGCACCGGGCUGGCGCUCUAUGUGGCCGGGCUCAAUGCAUUGCUGCUGCUGCUCUACCGGCCGCCACGCUACCAGAUAGCCAUCCGAGCUUGUUUCCUUGGCUUUGUGUUUGGCUGCGGUGUGCUGCUAAGUUUUAGCCAGUCUUCUUGGAAUCACUUUGGCUGGUAUGUGUGCUCACUGUCAUUAUUCCACUAUUCCGAAUACUUAGUGACAGCUGUCAAUAAUCCCAAAAGUCUGUCCUUGGACUCCUUUCUCCUGAAUCACAGUCUGGAGUACACAGUGGCUGCUCUUUCUUCUUGGAUAGAGUUCACACUUGAAAAUAUCUUUUGGCCAGAACUGAAGCAGAUUACCUGGCUCAGUGCCACAGGGCUGCUGAUGGUGGUCUUUGGAGAAUGCCUGAGGAAAGCUGCCAUGUUUACAGCUGGCUCCAAUUUCAACCAUGUGGUACAGAAUGAAAAGUCAGAUACCCACACUCUUGUGACAAGUGGGGUAUAUGCUUGGUUCCGGCACCCUUCCUACGUGGGGUGGUUUUACUGGAGUAUUGGAACCCAGGUGAUGCUGUGUAACCCCAUCUGUGGCGUUGUCUAUGCCCUGACGGUUUGGCGCUUCUUCCGUGACCGAACAGAAGAAGAAGAAAUCUCACUGAUUCACUUUUUUGGAGAGGACUACCUGGAGUAUAAGAAGAGGGUGCCCACUGGCCUACCUUUCAUAAAGGGAGUCAAAGUAGAGCUAUGAUGGGUGGGGGCCUGGUGGGACCGAGGGGCCUCUGACCCUACACAGCCUGGGACAAAACUGCUUCCGGUCAGCCACUGCAGAAUGAAUUUUCUUAGUCAUUUUAUAUAUCACUAAUUACUUUUCUGGAAUGUUACCCAAGACCAAAUGGUCAGAAGGCCUUAGGACCAAAGGACCCACCGGGCAAUCUAUUCUUGUGCUGAAUCAAGGUAGGACAUAGAUUAAAGAUCAAGGAGCAGAUCACAGCAAUAUUCAUCAGUGCCCCUUCCAAAGUGACUUGGUGAGAACCCAGGCCACAUCCAGUGCCCCCGAAGCACGAGUAUGUUUGCAUUGUGACCAGGACUCCUCAGGAUAGGUGAGCAGAGAUGAGCACUGCUCUCUGCAGUGCUUCUGCUGCAGAAAGGGUGGUGGUAUCGCCACUAUCAGCAUUGAAAACGCAUCAAAACCUUUAACCGAAAAACCCAGCAGUACAGCUUUAACCUUUUUAUUCUGCCCUUGAGUGCAUGAACACCUGUAAUUCUAAUGAGACUUCCUUCUCCAGCUCUUUGGCUCUUCAAAUAUUUAAUCCUGUUUACACAUCUAUCUCAUAAGCAGCAUAAAUUCAAAGGGACUCAGUUGGUGUUUUCAACUCCAGCUUUUAUUUGGCAGGGAUUGUAGGUCCCUGUGCUCUCCUGGCGUCAGCCUCCUGCUGUCCUCCCGAUAUUCAAGAAGUGCUUUCUGAAUGCCUGCUGCACGCAAGGCUAAAUGUUGAGAAACAACUGCUGUCCAUUUCUUUGGGAUUUUUACUCUCAUUUUACCAUAGCUGUAUGUUUGUGUUUCAGCAUAAAUCUAUCAAACAUUUUCUGUGUUCUCAAGA
This is a messenger RNA of Castor canadensis (American beaver), 1797 nucleotides long. It is a transcript of the gene Icmt, whose product is annotated as isoprenylcysteine carboxyl methyltransferase. Gene Ontology annotation, molecular function: protein C-terminal S-isoprenylcysteine carboxyl O-methyltransferase activity. Gene Ontology annotation, cellular component: membrane; endoplasmic reticulum. NCBI's taxonomy places the organism in Eukaryota, Metazoa, Chordata, Mammalia, Rodentia, Castoridae. Gene Ontology annotation, biological process: C-terminal protein methylation. The record is from RefSeq and is a predicted model, not a curated record.